Messenger RNA from Pygocentrus nattereri (red-bellied piranha), 697 nucleotides. RefSeq names its product mitochondrial ribosomal protein L51 (gene mrpl51). Gene Ontology annotation, cellular component: mitochondrial large ribosomal subunit. Gene Ontology annotation, molecular function: structural constituent of ribosome. Gene Ontology annotation, biological process: translation. The coding region runs from base 210 to 584 and encodes 124 amino acids. The transcript has 4 exons. Lineage: Eukaryota; Metazoa; Chordata; Actinopteri; Characiformes; Serrasalmidae. The record is from RefSeq and is a predicted model, not a curated record.
AGUUUCCGUUCACUCAGCAUGCCGCCUCUCCUGCAGUCAGUCCCUCUGGCCUCUGUUUUUGUGAAGUAGCUUAUAGAUUGAGGAAUGUUGGAGGUCGUUUCUGGUUGAGUUCAGGUUGACGUUUCCUCCUUUUUAUCGAGUAAGAAACGUUUGACUCCUCGUAUCUCUGUAUUAUAGCGGGUAAUGACCUGACUGCGCAAGGAGCAGGAAUGGCUUCGUUUGGGACUUUGCUGAAGUCUGGAGUGUCGCUGCUGCGCUGCGUGAGACAGUUCAGUACAGGAACAUGUUCUCUUGUGCGAAUGCACGCCAUCCCAAAGCUAAAACAAGUGGACCGGUGGACUGAGAAAAGAAGCAUGUUUGGAGUCUAUGACAACAUUGGAAUUUUAGGUGACUUUAAAGCUCAUCCCAAGGAUUUGAUCACCGGCCCUGCUUGGCUACGAGGCUUUCGUGGCAAUGAGCUUCAGCGUCUCACCCGGAAGAAGCGGAUGGUGGGCGAUCGAAUGAUGACGGAGGAUCGACACAACCUGGAGAAGAGAAUCAGCUUCCUCUACCGCCGCUUCAACCGUUACGGAAAACACAGAUAGAGACUGUGGCAAACUUAAAAGCUUUUUCCUCUGCGCUUCCCUCUCCCUGUGUCUGUCUUUAUUGUCUUUUGGAUUUAGAAAUGAUCAAUUAAAUGUUAGCUGUUAUAAGCUCA